CAAAGAUUCCUCUCUCACUCCAAAGUGUUCAUAAAUAAAAAUUAAAUUAAAAAGAGAAAGAUCCUUUCUCUCUCUUCCCUUUCUCUCUGCUUCACUCUCUCACCGGAAAAUUCUCACCGACUUUUACCUUUUCGCCGACUUUCCAUUUUUUUUUUCUCUCCUCUAAAAUCACAUAACAUACUAUUAAUUUCAAACAAUUCAAAUCUAUAUUUUAAUCUCAUAAUUUAAUUAUAUUUUCGAUUUGUGAACCGCAUUGAACUGCGUUUUCCGAUCCGAUUUUCCUGGCUUAACUAAUGAUUAAAGUGCCAGCAUAAUUUUUUAAAUUUUUAUCAAAAUUAUUAUUAAUAAUCUUACUCUUUGAUUUUGUAUGUUAUUCCGAAUUUUCUUUCUCAAAUUUAUUUGAUUUUGAAGUUUUUUUUUUUAUUUUUUCUAAUCAGUUUGAUUAAUAUUGUUAUUGGAGGAAAGAGAAAAUUUACGGCGGAAAUGGCGGUGGCGACGCCGUAUCUGCAUUUUCCACAUUCACCGAAGAAAUUAACAUCAUCAAACGACGCCGUUUUGCUUUUCCGAUCUACCUUUCUCGGAACGACGUCGUCUUCUUCAAAGAUAUACAGAAUACGUUCUUUCGAGUUCAAACCAAAACAGAGGCCUUCAUCUCUUCCUACUAUUCGUCGAGCUUGUAGCGCGAACUUCGAUACAUUUUCCGACGAAGAUUUCUCCCGGAAAAUCCAGGAGUUAACCUAUAGUUUUCAAAUUUCCGACGAAAAUUUCGUCGAAUCUCAAACUAAUUUUAAUUUAAACGAUAGCAACGAUGAUGAAGAAGAUGACGAAAAAUCGUUGUUAAAAUCGCCAUUAAUGGAGAUCCAAAGUGUCGAAAUGAAGGCGAAAAGCUUAGAUCUACCUCUAUCUCUUCGGAUGAUUAAGAGGAAGAAGAAACAAUUGGAGGAUAGUUUGAUACAAGCUGGAGAAUCAGCUUAUUGUUCGGUAAAAACAGCGUUUUCAUCAAUGGUGUUUAUAAUCAGAGAGCUUCAUAGUUAUACUCUUCAGAUGAGAGAGAUUUUGUAUUUUGAAGAUUUACAAGGUAUUUUAGGAAGAGUUCAGAGUGAAAUGCAUGCUUCAUUUGUAUGGCUUUUUCAACAAGUGUUCUCUCAUACUCCUACUUUAAUGGUGUAUGUUAUGAUAUUACUGGCAAAUUUUACUGUUCACUCUAUGUCUACCUCCGCCGCCUUUGCUGUUUCUCCUCCGGUUGCCACCGUGGAGGAGAGAGAAUUCAGCGGCGGCGGUAGUCGAUUUGAGUUUGACGGUGCUGCGACGAAGAGUUUUACAGUGAGCUCGUCUUCUAAGACGACGGCGGUUGGCGGGAACAAUGGUGGUGGGAAUACCGUGAGGCCGGUAGGGAGUGGGAUGGACGGUGAUAGUUCGAUGAAUAACAAUUCGGGGAUUGUACACCGUCCGUUUGUCCCUGAUGGCGUGUCCUCCGUGAGUACGCAGGAGGACACGCGGCGGAACGAGGAUGAAGAGUUUGAGACUUGGAAUAGGAUUGUUGAUGAAGCUUCUAGAAUGCAGAGUGAAUUGAGAGAUGAAUCUCUUGAUAAUGAGACUAUGCAGAUGUUUGUUUCCCCGGUGACGGCGAAAAUCGAAGCUGAUGAUUAUGUUGAUUACUUCAAAACAGAGCUUCAUUAUCAGAGUAUUGUUGCUCAAGACCCUACUAAUGCUUUGAUCUUGGCUAAUUAUGCUCAGUUUCUCUAUCUCGUUGUUCAUGACUUUGACAGAGCUGAGGAAUACUUCAAAAGAGCUACUAAGGUGGAGCCAAAAGAUGCCGAUGCACAUAACAGAUAUGCACAUUUCUUGUGGCAAGUAAGGAACGACUUAUGGGCUGCUGAAGAGACCUUCUUAGAGGCUAUUUCUGCUGAUCCUGGUAACUCUUUCUAUGCUGGUAGUUAUGCCAGUUUCCUGUGGAACACGGGCGGUGAGGACACGUGUUUUCCUCUCGAUGAUGAAACCCUCGACGAGUAGAAUACAGGAGAUACAAUAACGAUUGGGUUGAACUUGGAAAACUAAAAAACGAGGGAGUAGUAAAUUAGUAAUAGUAAGUGGUAUAGGCCCAACACGAUGUGUGGAUUUACAUUCAGCACAUAAGGAACAUCUUUCGGAAGCUUCUAGAGCGGACCGUGUUGGGUUUAUACGGCCACAUUGUAGAAGUAGUAGGCGACAGUAUAGGUGAUGCCACCGCCCAGGCGCCCACCAUUCAUAGACAUAAUUGGAAUUCCUCCAUUGGGUACCUAAUGUUCAUUUAGGGUGACAAAAGUUGGUGUUAAGUUGUUGGAAGAAUUGAGAGGAAGAAGAGAGAAAAUGCGGGUGAACAAUUUGCACAUGGUGAAAAAGUUGGGAUUUGAACGUGUGACAUAAAGAUAGCAAUGGUUAGUGUUCGAAAAAACUCUAGCCUCAGAGUUAAAAGAGGGCCAAUUUUUAAUGCACAUAAACCUUUUCAUUUAGACAUCGUAUAUGUUCAAUAGUGAACAUGUAACUAGAUUUUCUUCUGUUUUUGUUCAUAGGAUACUAUAUGUAAUGACAUAAUAUUCUACUAAUCAGAAACAAUGUUAAUUAAUUAUGAAGUUGUAUAAUAAAAAAGAGGAAUUGAAUAAAUAAUAAAAAAAGAGUUUUGGAACAUGGGAACUAUAUGCUCUA
Molecule: messenger RNA, 2685 nt
Organism: Chenopodium quinoa (quinoa)
Lineage: Eukaryota; Viridiplantae; Streptophyta; Magnoliopsida; Caryophyllales; Amaranthaceae
Exons: 2
Coding region: 484-2013 (509 amino acids)
Molecular function (GO): protein binding
Source: RefSeq, a predicted model, not a curated record